Messenger RNA from Callorhinchus milii (elephant shark), 1789 nucleotides. RefSeq names its product isovaleryl-CoA dehydrogenase (gene ivd). Gene Ontology annotation, cellular component: mitochondrion. Gene Ontology annotation, molecular function: flavin adenine dinucleotide binding; 3-methylbutanoyl-CoA dehydrogenase activity. Gene Ontology annotation, biological process: L-leucine catabolic process. The coding region runs from base 38 to 1318 and encodes 426 amino acids. The transcript has 12 exons. Lineage: Eukaryota; Metazoa; Chordata; Chondrichthyes; Chimaeriformes; Callorhinchidae. The record is from RefSeq and is a predicted model, not a curated record.
CUCUCUCCCCCCCGGGCCUCCCCCUCUCCCUCUCCCCAUGGCUGUGCUCCGCGCUCUCCACCGGCCGCUGCUGGUGCUGAGCCGACAGCCCGCGGUGUCCGGGCUCCGAGCUCAGGCCCCGGGGCCGCGGCCCCACAGCAGCUCCGUGUCCGUCGACGACACCGUGAACGGCCUGAGCGAGGAGCAGAGACAGCUUCGAGAAAUGAUGUACAAGUUCUGCCAGGAGAACCUCGCUCCCAAAGCCCAGGACAUAGACCGGGACAAUAUCUUCCCCGAGUUGAAGGAAUUCUGGAAGAAGCUUGGUGACCUCGGAGCUCAUGGGAUCACAGCUCCCGUGGAGUACGGAGGGACUGGCGGUGGAUAUCUGGAUCAUGUGAUCAUCAUGGAGGAGAUAUCUCGUGCGUCGGCUGCCAUCGGGCUGAGUUAUGGAGCCCACUCCAACCUGUGCAUCAAUCAGCUGGUCAGAAACGGCAACGAGGAGCAGAAGAAGAAAUACUUACCCAAGUUAAUCAGUGGGGAACACAUGGGAGCUCUUGCGAUGAGCGAGCCCAACGCAGGGUCUGACGUUGUCUCCAUGAAAAUGAAAGCAGAUAAACAAGGUGAUCACUACGUCCUGAACGGGAGCAAGUUCUGGAUAACCAAUGGCCCUGACGCAGACGUUCUCAUCGUCUACGCUAAGACCGACCUUCACGCCAAACCCGCCCAUGGCAUCACUGCGUUCAUUAUUGAGAAGGGCAUGCCCGGGUUCAGUACGGCUCAGAAACUGGAUAAGCUGGGAAUGAGAGGCUCCAGCACUUGUGAACUCAUCUUUGAAGAUUGCAAGGUCCCAGCUAAGAAUGUGUUGGGAGAGAUUAACCGCGGAGUGUAUGUACUGAUGAGUGGGCUGGACUUGGAGCGCCUGGUGUUGGCUGCUGGCCCACUGGGCCUGAUGCAGGCAGUUCUGGACAACGCUAUUCCUUACCUACAUGUGCGUGAAGCUUUUGGACAGAAGAUCGGCGAGUUUCAGCUUUUACAGGGCAAGAUGGCUGACAUGUUCACUCGUCUGAGCGCGUGCAGGCAGUACGUCUACAAUGUGGCAAGAGCGUGUGACCAGGGGCACCUGAGCAGCAUGGAUUGUGCUGGUGUCAUUCUGUAUUCUGCAGAGGCAGCCACUCAGGUGGCCCUGGAUGGGAUUCAGUGUCUGGGUGGCAAUGGCUACAUCAACGACUACCCAAUGGGCCGAUUUCUGCGAGACGCUAAGCUGUACGAGAUCGGAGCUGGCACCAGUGAAGUCAGGAGACUCAUCAUUGGCAGAGCCUUCAACGCCAUUUACAAAUAAGUCAGCCUUUCAGCACACGGACUACAACUGCCGUUCUUCCCUGGGCAAGCAUUCUGCACUAUGGUGCAACAGGGACCUGUAACACAGGGAAAUCAAGACACAAAUCAUGAAUGUUGAUCUCUUAAAUCGAAUGUGCAGUGAUCUGAGGCUGUGUCAUAGGGAAUGAUACAAUUGACAGCAAAAACCCUCAUCUUUCUCUUCAGAUACCAGCCUAGAAACGAUGGAGGGAAUUGGUUUCUCCACGCCUUACAAAUUACGUUUGUUAGAUUUCUGACAGGGAUUGCUUGAGGCAGCACACAUCAGCCUCGGGUGACACCUCAGCCAUAUUGACCCUCAGUCCUGGCUCUGACAGCCUUGUGUGUGCAGAAGGAGGUGCUAGCUUUUUAACUAACCAAUAGAUAAUUUAUAGAGCAUGUAUAAUUGGACGUAAUAUCAUUCAAUGACUUUUAUAAUACAGUCUGUAUCCAAGUC